Molecule: messenger RNA, 1035 nt
Organism: Lindgomyces ingoldianus
Lineage: Eukaryota; Fungi; Ascomycota; Dothideomycetes; Pleosporales; Lindgomycetaceae
Exons: 4
Coding region: 1-1035 (344 amino acids)
Source: RefSeq, a predicted model, not a curated record
AUGCAGUGGAAGACUCUCGCCCUGGCACUUCUCGUGGAGUAUGCCUUCGGCCAAGGGAGGAUGCCGAUGAUGCGUUUCCAGUGCUCGCAGCUCGUCGUGGACCGUUUAGACCCUCUGGUCAAUCCCGGCUCUGUACCAUCACCACAUCUCCACCAAAUCGUCGGAGGUAAUUCUUUUAACGCUUCCAUGGACCCGGCGAAACACGAUCUCCCCACAGCCUCCACGUGUACCACUUGCACGUUCUCAGAAGAUUUUUCCAACUACUGGACCGCGGUUCUAUAUUUUCGAGCCCGUAACGGAACAUUCAAGCGCGUGCCUCAAAUCCCGAGCGAGGGUCUCAAAGGCAGUGGCGGCAUUACAGUGUACUAUAUUGCACCGACCAAUAAACAAUCAAAUGUCACCGCCUUCAAGCCUGGCUUCCGCAUGCUGGUUGGAGACGCCUUAGCAAAAUCUCCAGGCGCGGCACGCAAGGUGUGCCAUCGUUGUAUGCCAGCAUCAGGAGAUAAGAGUAAUAUCAAUUGCGGAUCUCCGGACGCCCAGACUCUUCCCAAGGAAAUGUGUGCCGGCGGCAUACGUUCGGUCAUUACCUUCCCCACCUGUUGGGAUGGCAAAAACUUGGAUAGUCCUGACCACGAGAGCCACAUCACCUAUGCAACAGGAUCAAAAGCCAACGAUGUAGGUCCAACGGGUAAUUGCCCAACGACCCAUCCCGUUGUCAUACCUCAAGUGAUGUAUGAAGUCAUGUGGGACACCCGACCUUUCAAUAGCAAGGACUUGUGGCCCGUAGAUGGCUCUCAGCCAUUCGUAUGGAGCACUGGAGAUCGAAAUGGAUACUCGCAGCACGGGGAUUACGUCUUCGGCUGGAAAGAUGAUACUCUCCAACGUGCCAUGAACGCCCGUUGCGAUGGCGACACCUGUAAGGAACUAAAGAUUCAAACCGCGGAGGAGGCAAUGAAGUGUACUAAGACGCGGGUUGUCAAAGAGGACAUCGACGGCUGGCUCACUACUCUCCCGGGCAAUACCAUGUUAUUUUAG